AAAACCUGAAUGAUGAUAGUAAGCCGGAUCCAGUGAUAACACUCCAGACAUCCGACAUGGCUAACGUUACUCCAGAUCAAACUGUCACACUUUCCAGUGGGACAUCGUCUAUCACCGUUCGAUUCGGAAGUAGUGAUGCUGGAUACAAGGUCCUGACCAGAGUGACAGCCGUCAUCCUGAGUGUUGACGAUGCAACAACAGGAAGUCCGCCCAUGAUGAUUCGUCUCGACAGCGUCACUUUUUCAAACGGAACGACAGCUCAAGACAUUGGUGAAAUUAAUUCAAGUGGGCCAACCACCGGAAUGUUUAGACUUGGGGCACUCGGAGAAGAACCCGUGGAUGCUUUGGUCUUUUCCGUGCCCGACGUUGUCCCUCAAGACGCUUCUUCAGUAGACGUUGUCGUCCGAUUUGAUGGAUGCAUCGAGACAGAGACCAUAACUACAGUGGUGACCACGAGUGUUGCUACCACCACCACACCAGCAACCACUACAACGCCGGCUACCACUACCACGACAGAAAUGACGACUGCAGUCAUGACAACAGGAAGUACCACAGCUGUCGAAGAGACAACCACCGUAACGACAACGACACCUGAAGUCACCACCACUGAAUCAACUACCACAAUGACAACAACAACUCCAGAACCAACCGAUAGGGGCGACACGGAUACUACCACACAGAGGACCCGAACAUCAGCUGUGACUACGCCCACCACAUCAAGCAGUGAGACUACCACCCUGUCUACAACUACUUCUGGCCAAACAACGCCUGGUGAUUGCGCGGAAAACCUGAAUGAUGAUAGUGUGCCAGAUCCAGUGAUAACACUCCAGACAUCCGACAUGGCUAACGUUACUCCAGAUCAAACUGUCACACUUUCCAGUGGGACAUCGUCAAUCACCGUUCGAUUCGGAAGUAGUGAUGCUGGAUACAAGGUCCUGACCAGAGUGACAGCCGUCAUCCUCAGUGUUGACGAUGCAACAACAGGAAGUCCGCCCAUGAUGAUUCGUCUCGACAGCGUCACCUUUUCAAACGGAACGACAGCUCAAGACAUUGGUGAAGUUAAUUCAAGUGGGCCAACCACCGGAAUGUUUAGACUUGGGGCACUCGGAGAAGAACCCGUGGAUACUUUGGUCUUUUCCGUGCCCGACAUUGUCCCUCAAAACGCUGCUUCAGUAGACGUUGUCGUCCGAUUUGAUGGAUGCAUCGAGACAGAGACCAUAACUACAGUGGUGACCACGAGUGUUGCUACCACCACCACACCAGCAACAACUACAACGCCGGCUACCACUACCACGACAGAAAUGACGACUGCAGUCAUGACAACAGGAAGUACCACAGCUGUCGAAGAGACAACCACCGUCACGACAACGACACCUGAAGUCACCACCACUGAAACAACUACUAGAGUGGCAACAACAACUCCAGGUGAUUGCGCGGAAAACCUGAAUGAUGAUAGUAAGCCGGAUCCAGUGAUAACACUCCAAACAUCCGACAUGGCUAACGUUACUCCAGAUCAAACUGUCACACUUUCCAGUGGGACAUCGUCAAUCACCGUUCGAUUCGGAAGUAGUGAUGCUGGAUACAAGGUCCUGACCAGAGUGACAGCCGUCAUCCUGAGUGUUGACGAUGCAACAACAGGAAGUCCGCCCAUGAUGAUUCGCCUCGACAGCGUCACUUUUUCAAACGGAACGACAGCUCAAGACAUUGGUGAAGUUAAUUCAAGUGGGCCAACCACCGGAAUGUUUAGACUUGGGGCACUCGGAGAGGAACCCGUGGAUGCUUUGGUCUUUUCCGUGCCCGACAUUGUCCCUCAAAACGCUUCUUCAGUAGACGUUGUCGUCCGAUUUGAUGGAUGCAUCGAGACAGAGACCAUAACUACAGUGGCGACCACGAGUGUUGCUACCACCACCACACCAGCAACAACUACAACACCGGCUACCACUACCACGACAGAAAUGACGACUGCAGUCAUGACAACAGGAAGUACCACAGCUGUCGAAGAGACAACCACCGUCACGACAACGACACCUGAAGUCACCACCACUGAAACAACUACUAGAGUGGCAACAACAACUCCAGGUGAUUGCGCGGAAAACCUGAAUGAUGAUAGUAAGCCGGAUCCAGUGAUAACACUCCAGACAUCCGACAUGGCUAACGUUACUCCAGAUCAAACUGUCACACUUUCCAGUGGGACAUCGUCAAUCACCGUUCGAUUCGGAAGUAGUGAUGCUGGAUACAAGGUCCUGACCAGAGUGACAGCCGUCAUCCUGAGUGUUGAUGAUGCAACAACAGGAAGUCCGCCCAUGAUGAUUCGUCUCGACAGCGUCACUUUUUCAAACGGAACGACAGCUCAAGACAUUGGUGAAGUUAAUUCAAGUGGGCCAACCACCGGAAUGUUUAGACUUGGGGCACUCGGAGAAGAACCCGUGGAUGCUUUGGUCUUUUCCGUGCCCGACAUUGUCCCUCAAAACGCUGCUUCAGUAGACGUUGUCGUCCGAUUUGAUGGAUGCAUCGAGACAGGUGAAUGUAACUUAUUUUCUAUAAAAAAAAAUGUUUUCCAGACCGUAACUACAGUGGCGACCACGAGUGUUGCUACCACCACCACACCAGCAACAACUACAACACCGGCUACCACUACCACGACAGAAAUGACGACUGCAGUCAUGACAACAGGAAGUACCACAGCUGUCGAAGAGACAACCACCGUCACGACAACGACACCUGAAGUCACCACCACUGAAACAACUACUAGAGUGGCAACAACAACUCCAGGUGAUUGCGCGGAAAACCUGAAUGAUGAUAGUAAGCCGGAUCCAGUGAUAACACUCCAGACAUCCGACAUGGCUAACGUUACUCCAGAUCAAACUGUCACACUUUCCAGUGGGACAUCGUCAAUCACCGUUCGAUUCGGAAGUAGUGAUGCUGGAUACAAGGUCCUGACCAGAGUGACAGCCGUCAUCCUGAGUGUUGACGAUGCAACAACAGGAAGUCCGCCCAUGAUGAUUCGUCUCGACAGCGUCACUUUUUCAAACGGAACGACAGCUCAAGACAUUGGUGAAGUUCAUUCAAGUGGGCCAACCACCGGAAUGUUUAGACUUGGGGCACUCGGAGAAGAACCCGUGGAUGCUUUGGUCUUUUCCGUGCCCGACAUUGUCCCUCAAAACGCUUCUUCAGUAGACGUUGUCGUCCGAUUUGAUGGAUGCAUCGAGACAGAGACCAUAACUACAGUGGUGACCACGAGUGUUGCUACCACCACCACACCAGCAACAACUACAACACCGGCUACCACUACCACGACAGAAAUGACGACUGCAGUCAUGACAACAGGAAGUACCACAGCUGUCGAAGAGACAACCACCGUCACGACAACGACACCUGAAGUCACCACCACUGAAACAACUACUAGAGUGGCAACAACAACUCCAGGUGAUUGCGCGGAAAACCUGAAUGAUGAUAGUAAGCCGGAUCCAGUGAUAACACUCCAGACAUCCGACAUGGCUAACGUUACUCCAGAUCAAACUGUCACACUUUCCAGUGGGACAUCGUCAAUCACCGUUCGAUUCGGAAGUAGUGAUGCUGGAUACAAGGUCCUGACCAGAGUGACAGCCGUCAUCUUGAGUGUUGACGAUGCAACAACAGGAAGUCCGCCCAUGAUGAUUCGUCUCGACAGCGUCACUUUUUCAAACGGAACGACAGCUCAAGCCAUUGGUGAAGUUAAUUCAAGUGGGCCAACCACCGGAAUGUUUAGACUUGGGGCACUCGGAGAAGAACCCGUGGAUGCUUUGGUCUUUUCCGUGCCCGACGUUGUCCCUCAAAACGCUUCUUCAGUAGACGUUGUCGUCCGAUUUGAUGGAUGCAUCGAGACAGAGACCAUAACUACAGUGGUGACCACGAGUGUUGCUACCACCACCACACCAGCAACCACUACAACACCGGCUACCACUACCACGACAGAAAUGACGACUGCAGUCAUGACAACAGGAAGUACCACAGCUGUCGAAGAGACAACCACCGUAACGACAACGACACCUGAAGUCACCACCACUGAAUCAACUACCACGAUGACAUCAACAACUCCAGAACCAACCGAUAGGGGCGACACGGAUACUACCACACAGAGGACCCGAACAUCAGCUGUGACUACGCCCACCACAUCAAGCAGUGAGACUACCACCCUGUCUACAACUACUUCUGGCCAAACAACGCCUGGUGAUUGCGCGGAAAACCUGAAUGAUGAUAGUAAACCGGAUCCAGUGAUAACACUCCAGACAUCCGAUAUGGCUAACGUUACUCCAGAUCAAACUGUCACACUUUCCAGUGGGACAUCGUCAAUCACCGUUCGAUUCGGAAGUAGUGAUGCUGGAUACAAGGUCCUGACCAGAGUGACAGCCGUCAUCCUGAGUGUUGACGAUACAACAACAGGUAGUCCGCCCAUGAUGAUUCGUCUCGACAGCGUCACCUUUUCAAACGGAACGACAGCUCAAGACAUUGGUGAAAUUAAUUCAAGUGGGCCAACCACCGGAAUGUUUAGACUUGGGGCACUCGGAGAAGAACCCGUGGAUGCUUUGGUCUUUUCCGUGCCCGAUAUUGUCCCUCAAAACGUUUCUUCAGUAGACGUUGUCGUCCGAUUUGAUGGAUGCAUCAAGACAGGCCACAUGGGCAGCAUCAUAUCCCGCAUAUUCCUUCGAGUCCUGUACCAGAGACCAUAA
Strongylocentrotus purpuratus (purple sea urchin) is the source of this 4709-nucleotide messenger RNA. RefSeq names its product mucin-2-like. Gene Ontology annotation, biological process: endoplasmic reticulum to Golgi vesicle-mediated transport. Lineage: Eukaryota; Metazoa; Echinodermata; Echinoidea; Camarodonta; Strongylocentrotidae. The coding region runs from base 57 to 4709 and encodes 1550 amino acids. The transcript has 19 exons. The record is from RefSeq and is a predicted model, not a curated record.